Molecule: messenger RNA, 2183 nt
Organism: Heterocephalus glaber (naked mole-rat)
Lineage: Eukaryota; Metazoa; Chordata; Mammalia; Rodentia; Bathyergidae
Gene: Znf584
Product: zinc finger protein 584
Biological process (GO): regulation of cytokine production; negative regulation of transcription by RNA polymerase II; regulation of immune system process
Cellular component (GO): nucleus; nucleoplasm
Molecular function (GO): RNA polymerase II cis-regulatory region sequence-specific DNA binding; DNA-binding transcription repressor activity, RNA polymerase II-specific
Source: RefSeq, a predicted model, not a curated record
UCCGGCGCUGGGGGCGGUUUCUGUCAGCUGUGGGUGGUGGGUACCAGGGACUGCGUCAUAGGUUGCCCCGGCCGGGAGGAGGCCGGGACACCGCGCCUCUGCGGGCGCCGUGAGGAUUCCAUCUGCCCGAGACUCGGGGGCGCGCUCAGAACGGCGCCGCAAGGCUCGGGGAGGCGCGGGGUCCGGCCUUCGCCAUCGGCGGUGGCUGGGCCGGAUCGCGCGACCCGCCCGGCGCGCAGGCCCCAUGGCCGACGCGGCGCAGCCCGGGUUGCCUGGCUGGAGUCAGUGUCCAUAGCAACACCAGAGACACCAGGGACACCAAGGGCCCCAUUGUCCCUGCGAGGGCUUGGUGAUAUUCGAGGAUGUGGCCCUGCAUUUCUCCCAGGAGGAGUGGGGUCUUCUCACUGUGGCCCAGAGGAGCCUGUACCGUGACGUGAUGCUGGAGAAUUUUGCUCUCAUUAGCUCGCUGGUCAGUUUUGGUAGUUUGUUCCCUGACAGAAGAACAGAGUGCCUUGACCAUUGUGACACCCACCCAGCCAGCCCAGCCAGCCCAGCCAGCCGCAGGUUUUCCCAGCAGGUUUCAGCCCAAGCCAAGACCUUGACCUUCCCAGGAACUGACAAAGGUUGCUUGUGUAGAGUGAAGGAUGAAGAAGCUCCUCCCAAGCAAGUGAAGAGUUGUGGAGUCCAUGUGGGAGGACAGCCCUGCUCGUGUGGAGAGCAGGGUGACAGCCCAGCCACUAAAGGCCUCCAGCCUCAAGCCCCUCUCAGUGAGGGGAAGGCACGAGGGAGCCCUGAGCACAGGCCAGCCCUCCCUAACCCAAGUCAAAAGUCACAGGGUGUCCAUGCCACACAGAAGCCCUUUAAGUGCAGUAACUGCAGAGAAAGCUUCCUGAAGGCGUUUGCUCUUCUCAACCACCUGAUAACCCACCCUGAAGAGAGACAUUCCCGAUGCCCAGUAGGCGGAAGUGCCCCCACCGAGAACUCGGCCCUUCCUGAUGACCAGAAAGACCUCCAUGAAGAAGAUGCCCAUGUGUGUGGUGAGUGUGGGAAAGCCUUCAACUAUGCAUCCAAACUGAGGAAGCACCAGAAGAUCCACAUGGGCAUUCGCCCUUUCCAGUGCAGCGAAUGUGGGAAGACCUUCAGCCGCAAAGAUGCCUUGGCGCUGCAUGAGAGGACUCACACUGGAGAGCGGCCAUAUGAGUGCAGCAGGUGCGGCAAGGCCUUCAGUGUGCUCUCCACCCUCAUUCGGCAUCGGAAGGUCCACCUUAGAGAAAGGCCCUACGAGUGCAGGGAGUGUGGAAAGUUCUUCAAGUACAACAAGAGCUUUGUUCUUCACCAGAGAGUGCACACUGGAGAGAGGCCCUUUGUGUGUGAGCAUUGUGGGAAAACCUAUGUGACCCGCUCGGGCCUGUACCAGCACUGGAAGGUCCACACUGGAGAGCGACCGUACGGUUGCAGCCUGUGUGGGAAAACCUUCACCACCCGCUCCUACCGCAACCGGCACCAGCAGUUCCACACCGGGGAGCGGGCCUACACGUGCACUGAAUGUGGGAAAGCCUUCAAGCACAGCUCUACCCUGCACCAGCACCGGAAAAUUCAUACGGCAGAGCCCUCCGAAGGCCAGCGCAGGCGGAGAAGCCGUCAGCGACUAGCAGCUGGCUCACCAGGAGAAAGCUUGUCCUGGAAAGGUGGGGAGAAGCAGCCUUCGUGAGGCGCCAUCUGAGAGAAGUGAGGCCUCUGACCUCCAGACACCACCCGGCACUCCAACAGACCUGGGAGAUUCCGCGCAUGCUGCCUGCACGGGACGCUUUGGGCCACGCUGCACUCUGCCUGCCCAAGCUGCUGUCACACCACUGCCAGCCUCUGACAAGCCGCCCACCUGCAGCAUUAGGCAGGUCCCCGCUGUGCAUGUCAGUCGCCCUCUGUGUCCAGGUAAACCGGCCCCGUGCCCCCCAUAGGAAGGAAUUGCGAACGUUGGAGCGCAUGACAGCCCCCCUGUUCCUGGGAGGCAUGGACAGGACUGUGCUGGCCAAGAGGAGCCAAGCCAUCCUCUUGGAAGCUUCGAGAUCUUGCCUGACAUCUUCAUGGACACUCAACACCGCUUGUGGUCGUUGUCCUGCCAUGGCAGUUGCUACUUCCUGCUGCUUGGGAAAUGUGGUAAUAAAAGCCUUGUUUAAGCCACA